Messenger RNA from Solanum pennellii, 1738 nucleotides. RefSeq names its product 5'-nucleotidase SurE-like. Lineage: Eukaryota; Viridiplantae; Streptophyta; Magnoliopsida; Solanales; Solanaceae. The record is from RefSeq and is a predicted model, not a curated record. The coding region runs from base 216 to 1394 and encodes 392 amino acids. The transcript has 10 exons. Gene Ontology annotation, molecular function: nucleotidase activity.
GUCUUUUCCUUCCUCACGGUACCCCAUUGGAGAAACAGGCCAUUUUCUCUCAUUCUCUCUCUAUUUUCUCUCUCUAGAAAAACUCCAUUGCGACAAGUAUAUCCAUCGUUAAAAGUUGUUUCUAGGGUUUGAAUUUCGUUCCUGUAGCAGCACAACGAAAAAGGGGGUCCUAUUUGCAUCAUCAAAGAAUUACCCACUUUUUUCUUCUUCGAAAAAUGACGACUUCUGCUGUGAAGAACAACUUCUUGCCACCGGGAUUGGUGUCAAAUCUUCAGGAAGUUCUUCUUAACAGAAAGGGUGCUCAAAAUGAUAAAGAUCAGCAAUCGAAGCCGAAAGAUGAUGACCCAUCAACUCAGCCGUCGUCUUCUGACUCGGUUCCCGAUGUUGCCGCUGAUGACGCUGACAGUGCUAAGCCAGUGGUAUUGGUUACUAAUGCUGAUGGGAUUGAAUCUCCUGGUCUUACUUGUCUUGUUGAUGCUCUUGUUCGUCAAGGUCUCUGUAAUGUUAAUGUCUGCGCUCCCCAAUCAGAUAAAUCGGUGGCGGGCCAUUCUUUUACACUUAAAGAAACCAUUGCAGUUACUCCGACUGACAUUCACGGUGCUACUGCUUAUGAAGUAUCUGGGACUCCUGUAGAUUGUGUGUCAUUAGCCUUGUCUGGGGCACUCUUUUCCUGGUCAAAGCCAGUCCUGGUAAUAAGUGGAAUCAACAGGGGUUCAAGUUGUGGCCAUCAAAUGUUUUACUCAGGUGUCGUAGCUGGUGCUAGGGAGGCAUUGUUUAACAGUGUUCCAUCUAUAUCGAUAUCACUUGACUGGAGGAAUGAUGAAAGUCAAGAAAGUGAUUUCAAGGACGCCGUGAGUGUUUGUUUACCAUUGAUAAAUGCAGCCAUCAGAGACAUAGAAAAGGGAGCAUUUCCUAAAAGUUGCUUGUUGCAUAUUGGAGUUCCGAAAUCUCCUCUGACAAACAAGGGAUUCAAAUUGACGAAGCAAAGUCUCUGGAGCUCUAAGCUUUGCUGGCAAGCUAAAUCAUCCACCAGAAAUCUUGCAGCUGGACGUUUUCUUCCAAAUCAACAAAGCCUUGGGAUGCAGCUCGCACAAUUAGGUCGAGAUGCUUCUGCAGCAGGUGCUGCUCGCAAAUUAGUUACUCAGAGAAAGAACAUAGAGGUUGUUGAAUCUGUUGGUAUUGCUGGGAAAUCUGAUCCGGACAGGAAAGUUAAGUACUUUAGAUUGGAGUUGCUUGACAAGAAACAGGAAGAAGAAGACGAGGAUUUAGAUUUUAGAGCUCUCGAAAAUGGAUUUGUGGCAGUCACUCCAGUAUCUCUUGUAAUGCGUGUGGAAACAGAUGUUAAUGCAGCUGCAUCAAAGUGGAUUUCUUCUGCAUUAGAAGUGGAACAGUGAAAAGAUGAAGCUAAUAUUCAGUAUUGUUUGUUGUACAUCUUUAGAUGACUUUGUUCAGGUCAUAUUGCAAAAUUUACAUGGGCCAUAAUUGUGAUGCCUCAAUUAUUUAUUUGGUUUUUCAACCUUUUAAUUUGUGUCCCGCGAAGCCAAUGCUUCCACUGUUUACUUAAAAGGCCAGAGCAUGUUGUAAAAGUGCCAUACUUUUUUGCUUGGUACCACAAAAUUGUGUUUUAGGUUGGUUUUUACUGGGCAAAUUUGUGCUGUUAGGCAGGAUGGUGGAAUCCUUGUAAACUGGAAAUAGCUUGAUCAAAUAUAGUGGAAUGCUGUUGUCUGUUUUUAAUGGA